AUGAAAUCAAAUAUCAUAAAAUUGCUGCUUAUUGCUAUCUGUAUCAGCGAUAAUGUCGCUGCGAAUUGUGAAGAGGUUACGGCCUCAGGCGAAACAAAGAGCUUCGUUGUAAAAGGGAGUGGCACGGGCUGCCAGUACCGUGUCAAAUCGGAUUCCGGUAAAGCGGUGAAGGUCUACGUCAAUGAGACGAGUGGAACCAAUUGUGUGAAGGCGACUAGUGGAGAUAGAUCAGAAACUCUGUGUCCAAAAGGUGCAACGACUGUAUUCACAUCCACCUCGGCGAUUGAUGUGAGUGCGGACUCCGUCACGACUACUACAGCCGCUGCUACAACCACAGUAACACCUACAACUACACCAAAUCCAAUUCAACCACCAUCAGAAAAUGGGGAGGGAAAGAAAGGUAGUCAAAAAGACCCGGGUGCUGAUGAAAAAACAUCGAAGGAGAAGGGGGCAGAACCUCAAGGAGAUAAGAAAAAUGGAAAAGAAAAAUCGGCGGAAGAAAAUGGGACAUCAGUGGAAAAGUUACCACAGGAACCUCCGAUUGCUGCUGCUAGUCGCCUAAUGAGACAAGCUAGAGAUAUCUCAACCAGCGCUGCAUCUAACGACGUAACGGUGUACUACGUGUUGGGUACUAGCAGUAGUGCCUGUGGCGGAAAUUCUGGCGCUGUUCGCUCUUGUCCUACCUCGACUGCUGUCCAAGUCUAA
Molecule: messenger RNA, 705 nt
Organism: Echinostoma caproni
Lineage: Eukaryota; Metazoa; Platyhelminthes; Trematoda; Plagiorchiida; Echinostomatidae
Source: the annotation of a GenBank genome assembly